Messenger RNA from Terrapene triunguis (Three-toed box turtle), 1636 nucleotides. Its product is annotated as coiled-coil domain-containing protein 71. NCBI's taxonomy places the organism in Eukaryota, Metazoa, Chordata, Testudines, Emydidae. The record is from RefSeq and is a predicted model, not a curated record. Bases 73 to 1260 code for a protein of 395 amino acids. The transcript has a single exon.
UUCCCUUUGAGGUGUCCAGCGUUGGUUUUCAAGGAAUUUGGACCUAUUGGAAGCUCCUACUACCCUAAUGCCAUGAAUAUUGAGGUGAACAAUGUGGAAGAAAAAGCUGUCCAUUCUUGGUCAAGAAUCUCUUCUGCAGGACAGAAAGCCCUGGAGGAAGCCCUCAGAGUCUUCAACCCCAUGUCCAAGGACCUUUCAGAUACCGAAACCCAGCUGGUGGCUUUUCUCCAAGGCCUCAAGGAGGAAGGCUACCAGCCCACCGUCUUAAGGAGCAAGGAUGUUUAUGGGUACAGCUCCUGCACGGCGGAUACUCCCAGCCAGACACAAGAGAGCACGCGAGACAAUUCAAACACAGGCGCUGCUGUCUCUGACUGUACGAAAGCUCCGGUUAGAAGCCCUGCCGUGACAGCCGAGGUGCCUGGGACACUUGCGGAAGUUUCAGUCAGCUCUCCUAGCGUUCGCACCAAGCCUGUCUCUAAAGGGAGUGCCACAAACCUGCUGCUCAACUCCUUGAAAGAGACACGGUCAGGCACAUCGAAGGCCUCAGCAAUGGGCUUCCCAGCUAAUAUGUACCCUGACGUGUAUCCAGCCAUGAGACUCUCUGUCGUUCUGGAAGCCUUGGUCCCACUGAAAGCCACAGCAUCCUGUUUGGAGUCCAAAUACAAACAGGGGCAUCUUGGAAUCUCCCCCUCGGACCUGAAGCUUCUCAAGGCAUCGGGUGCCUCGAGGCAGAACACUAAGCUACCCUCAGGGCAGUUCGACCCCAAAGGCUAUAAACACGUAGUUAAGAAAGCGCCAGAUUCUCCCGCUCUAGCUGUAACGCUUCUGAAGGGAACGAAAGGUGGGGUGCUAAAGGAGAGUAAUGGUUGCAAAGCAUCUGGAAUCCUGAACGGUAGGAUUACAGGCAGCUCAUCUCAGUGUUGCAGUGGGGGGUCACAAGCCAAGGCCUUUAAAAAUAAAGCCAAGGAAGUUCCGAUGGGGAGAACUGAAUGGAAAGACAGCAGUAGUCAGGAGACAGUUGGGCAGAAAAGGAAAAGAGCCGAGGAGGUGAAAGAAGCACCACAGAAGAAGAAGAAAAAUGCCAUGAAUAAACCUGAACUAGGUCAGAGCACUUUGAACCUGCUGAGAUCCCGGGCCAUUAAGGUGGACAGCUCGUCGUCAGACGAUGAAGUGAGGAGGAGAGCACAGAAGAUCCUUAGGGUUAACUUGUCCCCUGUGAUCAGAAUCCAGCCAUUGUCCCCCUCUCACAAUGUCCCCUGAGUUCCUUCCUUUUGUCACUUUUCUCUUCAGUACAGAAGUGUGAACCAGCUGCCAGGCUGUGGAGAUGUGUAAGAGCCACUUUCAUUCUCUAGUGUCCGGCAACAGUAUCACAGCCGGUACCUGCAGACUUUGGGCAGCUUGCUCCACGGCUGUUGCUGGCUGCCUGGCAACAUUCUGCAGAGUUGGACUGCGCGAGUACAAAACCGUGUUUAGAAAUACAGGACGACGCCUCCCAGCCCCCGUGGUGAGCUGAGCGAAGCCAGGUGCUAGUGUUCUGUGCUGUGCUUUUCUGAACGUGCUGGAGCGUGUGUCUGUGCAGUGGGGAGCGCGUGACUUUCUCCUGGCGUUCAUGCACUGUGAUAUUUUGCUCUUUUUC